Molecule: messenger RNA, 933 nt
Organism: Grammomys surdaster
Lineage: Eukaryota; Metazoa; Chordata; Mammalia; Rodentia; Muridae
Gene: Scn2b
Product: sodium voltage-gated channel beta subunit 2
Exons: 4
Coding region: 154-801 (215 amino acids)
Biological process (GO): cardiac muscle cell action potential involved in contraction; membrane depolarization during cardiac muscle cell action potential; regulation of sodium ion transmembrane transporter activity
Cellular component (GO): membrane; voltage-gated sodium channel complex
Molecular function (GO): sodium channel regulator activity
Source: RefSeq, a predicted model, not a curated record
AGAUGGUAAUAAAGCUUCCUUAAUGUUGCAUAUGUCUUUGAAGUACAUCCGUGCAUUUUCUCUUUUAGCAUCUAACCAUUCCUCCCUUGUGGUCCUUGGUCCCUCAAUCACCGUUUCCCACAGCCCACCCGCCUCACAUCACAGUCUCUGAAAAUGCACAGGGAUGCCUGGCUACCUCGCCCUGCCUUCAGUCUCACGGGGCUCAGUCUCUUUUUCUCUUUGGUGCCCCCAGGGCGGAGUAUGGAAGUCACAGCCCCUACCACUCUUAGUGUCCUCAAUGGGUCUGACACCCGCCUGCCCUGUACCUUCAACUCCUGCUACACCGUGAACCACAAGCAGUUCUCUCUAAACUGGACUUACCAGGAGUGUAGCAACUGCUCAGAGGAGAUGUUCCUCCAGUUCCGGAUGAAGAUCAUUAACCUGAAGCUGGAGCGGUUUGGAGACCGGGUAGAGUUCUCGGGGAACCCCAGUAAAUACGACGUGUCAGUGACUCUAAAGAGCGUACAGCUAGAAGACGAAGGCAUUUACAACUGCUACAUCACCAACCCUCCGGACCGCCAUCGUGGCCACGGCAAGAUCUACCUGCAGGUCCUUCUGGAAGUGCCCCCGGAGCGGGACUCCACGGUGGCUGUUAUUGUGGGUGCCUCAGUGGGAGGGUUCCUGGCUGUUGUCAUCUUGGUGCUGAUGGUGGUCAAAUGUGUGAGGAGGAAAAAAGAGCAGAAGCUGAGCACGGACGACCUGAAGACGGAAGAGGAAGGCAAGACGGAUGGCGAGGGCAACGCGGAAGACGGCGCCAAGUAACCGGAAGCCCGCCCUGAAGCCCCUCCCUGUGCCUGUCUCCUCUCACUCUCUGCCCUGUACAGUGUGACCCUGCCUGCUCUCUCUUGGUGUGCUUCUCUCGAAUAGGACCCCAGGAUCGACCUGGGGGCCUCA